Molecule: messenger RNA, 695 nt
Organism: Orussus abietinus
Lineage: Eukaryota; Metazoa; Arthropoda; Insecta; Hymenoptera; Orussidae
Exons: 3
Coding region: 60-695 (211 amino acids)
Source: RefSeq, a predicted model, not a curated record
UGUUUGGGAUUCCUGGGACGUUAAAAGGUGAUUAUCGGUAUCUUAGAGCAUGCAACUUAAUGCGAACAUUUUCUGAAGAGUGUGGGGCAGAAAAUCCACAAUCACUUCGAGGGACCACAUUACGGAAACACAUAGCGACAAUGUCCACGAACUUCAAUUUGCAAGAUGAACAAGUCUCCGAUCUUGCGAAUUUCAUGGGUCAUGCAGACAAAAUUCAUCGAUCUCAUUAUAAGCAGCCUCUACUUAGUAGAGAGAUACUCCACGUCUCGAAGGUCUUAGAGGCUGUUCAAGGCAGAAACAACUACGAAUCUGACGAAAAUGAAGGAGAUAUCGAAGAAACUUCGGAAACCCAAGAAUCAGAACAAGACCCUAUUGUUAUCUACCAGUCCAACUCAUUCGAAGGCAACGUAUGUAACAAUAUUUCAUCCACAUCAAUGAAAGGCAAUGAAAGCAAUUCAAAAAAUCCGCGAAAACGUUCAACAUCGCCGUUUGGGAAAUGCACCCGUGUACGGUGGACUGCAUCAGAGAAGGAAGUAAUUAUGACAGCUUUUAAAGAACAUUUCUCCAAUAAGACAUUACCAUCGCUGGCAGAAAUUCAAAAACUAAAACUAGCACAUCCAGGCGUUUUGAAUCGAAAUUCUGCCACCAUAAAAACUUGGAUGCAUAAUCAGCAUAGAAGUGCAAACAAGAAAUAA